GUGGAGGUCCACAGUCCAUUACUAUUUUUAAACGACACCGCUUCACAUUAGGGUUUUUUGUGUUUCGUUUUUAGCUCAGCUCUCUUCCUCACAUUCGCACCUCCUCUCUUUUGUGUAGCAGCUUCAAACGCCACCAGGUAAGGACUAACUCUAGAGUGAGUAACAAUGGUUGAGAAAACAAGAGGAAGAAAGGAAGAGGUGGUGACCAGAGAGUACACCAUUAACCUUCACAAGCGCCUUCAUGGCUGCACAUUCAAGAAGAAAGCUCCCAAGGCUAUCAAGGAGAUCAGGAAGUUUGCAGAAAAAGCCAUGGGGACAAAGGAUGUGAGAGUUGAUGUCAAGCUGAACAAGCACAUCUGGAGCAGAGGGAUCCGAAGUGUCCCGAGAAGGAUUAGGGUUCGCAUUGCUCGCAAGAGAAAUGAUGAUGAAGAUGCCAAGGAGGAGCUGUACUCUCUAGUAACGGUUGCUGAAAUCCCAGCUGAAGGAUUGAAGGGUUUAGGCACCAAGGUCAUUGAUGACGACGAGGAAUAAUUUUUGUCUGUCUCUUGUUUUCUUAAAACUUGCAUUUUGUUCUCCUACAAGUUUCAUCAGAGUUUUGACUAGUUUUACAAUUGUGACAUUAAAAAUACUUGGUUUGUGUUAUUUAGAUUCUUAAGCUUGUCUCUUUAUUUUAGAGCUUUAUAAAUAGAUUCAAAUGAUGAGUGUUUGGAUUUAUGUUAAA
Molecule: messenger RNA, 721 nt
Organism: Gossypium raimondii (Peruvian cotton)
Lineage: Eukaryota; Viridiplantae; Streptophyta; Magnoliopsida; Malvales; Malvaceae
Product: 60S ribosomal protein L31
Exons: 3
Coding region: 166-531 (121 amino acids)
Biological process (GO): cytoplasmic translation
Cellular component (GO): cytosolic large ribosomal subunit; ribosome
Molecular function (GO): structural constituent of ribosome
Source: RefSeq, a predicted model, not a curated record